CAUCGCCAUCAUCGUGACGUCACUUAUGUGUGCCGGAUGUUCCUCUACAACGUGUUGAAGGAAAACUCACGUGUGUGUUUUUACCUUACACCGUACACUCAAUAAUUGGAUCAAAAAGGAACAUAUUCAGCGAUCGUCAGUGUCAUUUGGAGUCAUGGGUCGUAAAUUGGAUCCCACCACCCACGUGAAGAAAGGGCCGGGGAGAAAAUCCAGGAAGCAGAAAGGAGCGGAGAUAGAGUUGGCCAAUUUCAUACCUGAGGAGGAAGCAACAGCGAAACGUCUGUCAAGCAGAAGCAGGAAGAGAGCGGCAAAACGAGUCCUGAAAAAGAAAGCGCCGAAAGAUGCCGCUCAGGAAAAACCAAAGAAAGGAUUCACUGAUGAGAACAGUGAAUGGUUGACACCAGCUAAGAGGAAGCGCAAACUGGAAGAAGCUGAAAGUGGGGACGACAGCGAUGAACACUGGGAGAACGAGGAAGAUCUGGAGAUGGAGGAUGAGGAGGAGACAAAGAAAGGAAUAAAAGAACAAGGAAAGAAGAAGAAGACUGCCAAAGUAGAAAUCAAAGAAGGAGAAGAAAAGGAGGAUGAUGAUGAUGACGAUGAUGAAAUGGUUGAUGACUACGGAGCACCUGAUGGCAGUGGAGAGGAGGAAGCAGAAAGUGAUGGAGAGCUCCUUCCCAUCGAGCGCGCAGCAAAGAAAGCACAACAGCUGAAGGAAGCCUUGGAUCUGGAUAGUGAUGACGAUAGUGACAGUGAUGAAGAUGAUGCUAAAAAGAAAAAGAAAUCCGAUUCUGAUGAGGAGGAAGACACAGUGCAAGCCAACAUGGAUGAGAUGGACGCAUUCAAGCUCCCCGGGGCAGAGGAGAGUGCGAAAGAAGGCAUCCUGCCUCUGGACCUGAAGAGCAUCCAUCAGAGGAUAAAGGACAACAUCGAAGUGCUCUGUAACUUCACAAAGCAGAGAGAAGAGGGGAAAGAGAGGGCCGAGUACCUCUCUCUCCUGAAGAAGGAUCUGUGUACUUACUACAGCUACAACCACUUCCUCCUCGAGAAGUUAAUGGACAUCUUCCCCCUUUCAGAGCUGGUUGAUUUCCUCGAGGCGAAUGAAAUCCACAGACCUGUCACUAUCCGCACCAACACACUGAAGACCAGGAGGAGGGAUCUGGCCCAGGCCCUGAUCAACAGAGGAGUGAACCUUGACCCUUUGGGCAAAUGGUCUAAAGUGGGUUUGGUCAUCUACGACUCCUCGGUACCCGUCGGUGCGACCCCGGAGUAUCUGUCCGGUCAGUACAUGCUGCAAGGAGCCUCCAGCUUCCUGCCCGUCAUGGCGCUCUCUCCUCAGGAGGGGGAGUUAGUGCUUGACAUGAGCUCAGCCCCAGGAGGGAAGACCACUUAUAUCGCUCAGCUGAUGAGAAACACGGGGACGAUCGUGGCGAAUGACGCCAACGCUGACAGACUGAAGAGUGUGGUGGGGAACAUCCACCGUCUGGGCGUCACCAACACGGUGGUCUGCAACUACGAUGGGAGGCAGUUCCCAAAGGUGAUGGGUGGAUUUGACCGAGUGCUGCUCGAUGCUCCCUGCUCAGGCACCGGAGUCAUCGCUAAAGAUCCGGCUGUGAAGACCAGCAAGGAUGAAGGUGACAUCCAGCGCUCUGCUCACCUACAGAAGGAACUGCUUCUGUCCGCCAUCGACUCCGUCAACGCUGAGUCCUCUACGGGAGGAUAUGUAGUCUACUGCACUUGCUCCAUUAUGGUGGAGGAGAAUGAAUGGGUGGUGGACUACGCUUUAAAGAAAAGGAACGUCAAAUUAGUUCCCUGCGGACUUGACUUUGGCAAGGAAGGCUUCACCAGGUUUAAGGAACGUAGAUUCCAUCCAACUCUGAAACUGUCUCGCCGAUUUUACCCUCAUACCCACAACAUGGAUGGGUUUUUUGUGGCAAAGUUUAAGAAAUUCUCCAAUGUAGUUCCAAUUAUACCAGUAGUAAAAGAAGAAGAGGAAACUGGAGAGGCUCCUGAGGCAACAGUGGUCACAGAAUCUCCUGAAAAUAAACCCGCCAAAGGUGACAAGAAAAAGAAGAUCGUCCCCGGAAAGGCAGUCGGCUUGAAGGGAAAACCCCAAACCAACGGGACAGCGACCAAGAAAAAGACGAUCGUCCCCGGAAAGGCAGGCGGCUUGAAGGGAAAACCCCAAACCAACGGAAUGGCAGCCAAGGCAAGGCAGGCAAUCGUGAAGCCAAAAGGCAAAAAGGACUCACCUGCGGGACCAACAAAGGCAAAGAAAGCCAAGAUGGAUGGAGAGACUGUGAAAGGGGCCAUGGCCAAGAAACCUGCAGCGAAAACAGCUGAUGAAUCGAAAGCAUCAACGGCUGACAAACAGAAGAAAUCACCCAUGAAGGAGAAGAAAAGGAUGGGAAAGAAUAAAUUCAGAAAGCUACAAAGCCUGUUGAAAAAUGAAAUAGAGUGAUGCUGUGUACAGCGGGGUGAAUUUAUCUAGAUUAUGUAGGAGCUUUCUAGAGCUACUUAACGGACCCAGAUUUCUUCAGAUAAACGGUGUUUUAUUACAGUGUUACUGUAUGUUUCAGUCGGAUAUUAUUUGUAAUACCUGUGUACAAAUGGAUUCGACUAGUUGGCGUAAAUUGGGUCCUCCCUUUUUAUUGUAUUCAAGAAUAUUCAUUAUGUUUGUCUGUUGAUUUAAUUGCAGGGUGGGAUUACUUCCAUAAAUCUGUGAAACAAUAAAUCUUUUAAGAUAUCUUUCUCAUCA
Trematomus bernacchii (emerald rockcod) is the source of this 2755-nucleotide messenger RNA. RefSeq names its product NOP2 nucleolar protein homolog (yeast) (gene nop2). Gene Ontology annotation, biological process: rRNA base methylation; maturation of LSU-rRNA. NCBI's taxonomy places the organism in Eukaryota, Metazoa, Chordata, Actinopteri, Perciformes, Nototheniidae. Gene Ontology annotation, cellular component: nucleolus. The coding region runs from base 155 to 2458 and encodes 767 amino acids. The record is from RefSeq and is a predicted model, not a curated record. Gene Ontology annotation, molecular function: rRNA (cytosine-C5-)-methyltransferase activity; RNA binding. The transcript is spliced from 16 exons.